Messenger RNA from Argiope bruennichi, 2286 nucleotides. RefSeq lists its product as uncharacterized. The transcript has 2 exons. Bases 191 to 2158 code for a protein of 655 amino acids. The record is from RefSeq and is a predicted model, not a curated record. Lineage: Eukaryota; Metazoa; Arthropoda; Arachnida; Araneae; Araneidae.
AGAAUUCCAUCAUUUCAAUCGUGUUUGACUGAAUAGAAUUUUAUUUGCAUGCGUCCUAACUUAGAAGGGGAUUUUUGAAUAUUAAUUUAAUUUAUGGAACUGCAUACAACGUAUAUUCAUAAAAUUGACCACUUUUAAAAUCACACUGACCAAGAAAAAUAUUCUACAAACCACACGGAAAACUAAAUUAAUGAAUCAAGAAAAUCAAGUUUAUUUUUCUGAAAAUGCCCAGGCUUCUGUUCCACAGCAAUCAGGAUCUGGAAAUUCCGAUGAUAAUCAACUGGCAUCUACAACACAGGAAACAAAUCCCCUUUCUCAAGAGUCAGACAAUUCAACGACCGUUGCAUCUCACUUACAUACUGAGUUACAACCUCAUCUACAAAUUAUAUCUUCUGGAAAUGAGGGAACCCCUGUUGCAGAAUCACCAGCAACUACAGAAAGCGCCAGUGAAAAUCGUUUGGCAUCUACAACACUAGCAUUAAGUUCCCUUUCUCAAGAGGGAGACAAUCCAACAAUUUUUUCAUCUCAUUUACAUACUGAAUUUCAACCUCAUCUACAGAUUACCUCUGCUGUAGAAUCUCCAGCAACUACCGGAAAUUUUAAUGAAAAACAAUUGGCAUCGGCGAGACUGGAAUUAAGUCCUCUUUCUCUAGAGGCAGACAAUCCAACGAUCGUUGCAUCUCAUUUACAUACUGAGUUUCGACCUGAUCUACAAAUUAAAUCUGAGAGAAUUAUUGCAACCCUUGUUGAAAAAUUGUUAGCAACUACAGGAAGCUCCAGUGAAAAUCAAUUGGCAUCAACAACACAGGAAUCAAGUCCCCUUACACAAGAGGCAGACAAUCCACAGACAGUUGAAUCUCACUUACAUACUGAGUUACAACCACAUCUACAAAUUAUAUCUUCUGGAAAUGAGGCAACCCCUAUUGCAGAAUCACCAGCAACUACAGGAAGCUCCAGUGGAAAUCAAUUGGCGUCAUCAACACGAGUAUUAAGUCCCCCUUCUCAAGAGGCAGACACCCCAACGAUCAUUGAAUCUCACUUACAUACUCAGUUUCAACCUCAUCUACAAAUUACAUCUCCUGGAAAUGCUGGAGCCUUUGUUGCAGAAUCUUCACCAAAUACUGAGAGCUUCAGUGAGAAUCAACUGGCAUCAACAACACGGGCAUUAAAUACCCUUUCUCAAGAGGCAGGAAAUCCAACAACCGUUGCAUCUCACUUGCAUACUGAUAUUCAACCUCAUAUGCAAAUUGUGUCUUCUAGAAAUGCUGCAACCUCUGUUGCAGAAUAUCCACCGAAUAUUGGAAGCUCCAGUGAGAAUCAACGGGCAUCAAAAACAAGGGAAUCAAGUCCCCUUUCUCGAGAGUCAGACAACCCAACGACCUUUGCAUCUCACUUACCUACUGAGUUACAACCUUAUCUACAAAUUAUAUCCCCUGUAAAUGCUGAAACCUCUGAAUCACCAGAAACUAUUGGAAUAUCCAUUGAGAAUCAAUCUACAUUUCAGGCAUCAACCUCGGUUUCAAAAUUAGAAGGCAAGUUUCCGAACAUCAUAUCUCUUUUAAAGUCACCUCCAAAGAAUCAAGAUACUGCUGUACGAGCUGGACAGAAGUCAAAAUGUUUUUCUACCUCAAGACAGCAAGCAACUUUGGUACGCUCGAAAUCAGUAAAAGAGAUACUAUCUGCCGCUAAAACAGCGUCUGCAGGAAAGCAAUUAGUUUCUGCCCACCUUAAACAGAAAUCACUUUCUUCACCCGUCGAAAUAACACCUUCUUUAAGAAAGCAAGUACUUGUUGAACGUUUAAGAAAAGAAACAAAGAAACUUUCUAGAGAAUCAAAAAGACAACUUGAUCCAACUGGAAUUCGGUCACCAGAAAUUGUAGAUUUGGUUUCUCCUGACAAAUUGACAACUGAUCCUGACCAAUCCUCAGAAAUAUCAGGGGAGUCAUCCUCAUCCUCCCAGCAACAGCCUCAUACUUCGUCUCAUGAAUCUCCUUUGAAGAACCUUCGAAGUCAACAUUCUCUUACAGAUAAAAAAGAUGUUAAUCGGAUAGAGAGAAGACUCGUAUUAUUCGAUAAAUUUAUCUGUGUGAAGUGCUUGGUUGAGUUCACUUCUCAGGAGGAAUUGUUGAGGCAUGAGCCGAUACAUUUCAACGAAUGAAACUGAUUCCUAGUUGUGGAUGAGUCUGUGAUAAUCAGGAAAUCAUAACAAGAAAUCAGGAAAUGAUCACUUCAUCACUUCAUGAUCUUGUCGAACUAAUUACCGUACUUAUUAUGUAGACCAACUUC